Molecule: messenger RNA, 1215 nt
Organism: Prunus avium (sweet cherry)
Lineage: Eukaryota; Viridiplantae; Streptophyta; Magnoliopsida; Rosales; Rosaceae
Source: RefSeq, a predicted model, not a curated record
AUGAAAAUAUGGUAUUUGAAUUGCCUUCUUCGUGAACGAGCUCUAUACAACCGUUUGGCGUACCUUAUCAAUAUAAUUAAACAGCAAGAAAAUUUUUGUCGUGAUUGCUAUGAAGAAAGGGUUCCUCUGUCUAGUGAUGACUUUGUACAAAUGAUGCUCGUUGAUGGCUGCUUUAUUAUUGAACUUCUCUGCAAAGAAGCUUUUAAUUUCGUGGAAGAUGAUGAUGAUGCUAUUUUCAAGACGCAAAGGAUGUUGUCGACAAUUAAAAAUGAUUUGUUGCUAGUUGAAAACCAACUCCCAUGGACGGUUCUUGACUGCUUAUUCAAGGUCACAAAGGUAGAUGGUAAUCACUUACGACUGCCAUCUCUACGUCAACUUUCUUGGCUUUUCUUUCAGAACCCCACAUUUCAAUACCCAUUUGAUAUUAGAACGUCUGUAAUCCUCAAAUUCCAAGGCAGCCAUUUACUCGAGAAUGUAAGAGAUUUGGUGGUUCGCCCAUACGAGGAAGUUGUGAAGGAUAUUGAAUAUCGAACUCCGAUUCCUUCCGUGUCAGAGCUUCUAGAAAUUGGAGUCAAAUUUGUGGUUGCCUCAUCCAACAAUAGUCAGCUCGGCAUUACCUUUGAAAAUGGAGUGAUGGAGAUUCCACCAAUAAUAAUUCGAGAGGAUGGAGAAUGUUUCAUCAGAAACCUCAUAGCCUACGAACAAUGUUCACGGAAGCCCGAGCAGUGUCACAUGACCUCUUAUGCCAUCCUGUUGAGUCAACUUAUUGAGUCUGUACAAGAUGUGGACUUUCUGAUUGAGAAAAAAAUUAUAACUACAGAGUUGAGCAAGGUGAGCACAGCCUCUUUCUUCAAAAGGCUUUCCAAUGGCAGUGAAGCCGAGUUCUUCUUUUACGGUGACCUCGCAGAGGAAGAGGAGAUGAUUGCUAUACGAGUUGAAACUUCAACAUGUGAUACUAAAACAAUAACUGAUGAUGAAAUUGUUGCCAAAGUUCUUGGUGUAAAAUCAGGGUAUAUUAAGGGAUGUGGAUUUGGACCUCGACCCCCAGGAUCUUUAUCAAAAGCACAUGUCUCUCAGCAUAACAAAGAGCUCGAACAAAUUGUUCAGAGCCAACAAGAAGACCUUGAUCGUCAAUGUGAACUUAUCAAAGUAAUGGAGGAGAAGCAAAAAAAAUUUGAGGAGUUCAUGGAGAAAAUGAGCUCAGGCUUCACUUGA